AUGGCCAAGAUCAAGGCUCCAGACCUUCACGAGAAGGAAGAGCUGCUGAAACAGUUGGAUGACCUGAAGGUGGAGCUGUCCCAGCUGCGCGUCGCCAAAAUGACAGGCGGCGUGGCCUCCAAGCUCUCUAAGAUUUAAGUCGUCCGCAUUGGACGUGUUCUCACGGUUAUUAACCAGACUCAGAAAGAGAACCUCAGGAAAUUCUACAAGGGCAAGAAGUACAAGCCCCUGGACCUGUGGCCUAAGAAGACACGUGCCAUGUGCUGCCGGUUCAACAAGCACGAGGAGAACCUGAAGACCAAGAAGGAGAGGCUGUACCUGCUGCAGAAGUACACAGUCAAGGCCCGAGUGGCACAUUGUCAAUAA
Molecule: messenger RNA, 366 nt
Organism: Symphalangus syndactylus (siamang)
Lineage: Eukaryota; Metazoa; Chordata; Mammalia; Primates; Hylobatidae
Product: large ribosomal subunit protein uL29-like
Biological process (GO): maturation of LSU-rRNA from tricistronic rRNA transcript (SSU-rRNA, 5.8S rRNA, LSU-rRNA); translation
Cellular component (GO): cytosolic large ribosomal subunit; ribosome
Molecular function (GO): structural constituent of ribosome; mRNA binding
Source: RefSeq, a predicted model, not a curated record